Rotaria sp. Silwood2 is the source of this 927-nucleotide messenger RNA. Lineage: Eukaryota; Metazoa; Rotifera; Eurotatoria; Philodinida; Philodinidae. The record is from the annotation of a GenBank genome assembly.
AUGGAUGAAUAUGAUUUUCUUAUCAAUAGAUGUGUUAUCGAUUUUCCAGCGAUUAUAUUUACGAUUCCUCCUGAAAUUGUUUUUACUUAUUAUGCAUUUUUACUUGGUUUUCUUUUUCCUGUAUCCAUGAUUACAACAUUUUAUGUUCUUGUUCUUAUACGUCUUCAUCAUAUACGUCGUAAACAUCGAUCUGAGUUAAAGGAACGCUCACAUCGAAAAGUCACACGUGUUGUUCUGGCUGUUAUAACUGCAUAUUUUAUUUGUUGGGUACCAUAUUGGUUUUUACAAAUAUUUAUAACAAUCGAUCCAUUGAUUCAAUCAUUACGAUUAAAUAUUUCAAUAUUGCCAACCAAUAGAAAUAUGCGUUUUCUUAAAGAAUUAACACAUUUAACAACAAUAAUUGGUUAUGCUAAUAAUUGUCUUAAUCCAGUAUUAUAUGUUUUUCUAUCUGAAUCAUUCCGUGAAGAAUAUUUACUUGUUCUCAAUUGUUUUCAUUUUCGUGGAUCAAAUCAUCAAAAUAAUAAACCUGAUGAAAAUAUUCAAUCAUUUGAACGUAAACCAAAACACAAAGGACGAAAAUUCUUUCUAUUCAAAACACAACAUGAAAUGGCAAUGAAAAAAGUAAAACAUAGUGUUGCUAUGGAUGAUAUACCUUCAGAAUGUCGAACAUUAUCAUUUUGUUUUAAUCAUUCAAAUGAUCAAAAUCAUUAUUCUAUUUCAUCAACAUCAUCACGAAGUAUCAAAAAUAAUACAAAAAAUAUUGUACAUUCACCUAUUAUUCUUGAAUCAUCGAAAUCUCGACAAAGUUUUUUUAAUAACAAAUUAAAUUAUUCGCCAACAGAUAAAGUAACAUUUCAAAUAACAACAUAUCCAACUCGCCAAUCAACAACCCUUAUUGACGACGGUGGUGUUUAUUGCGGUGAUUAA